AUGUCUAGCGAUUUCGCUAUCUAUAUUCGAGACAAGCUUUUCGACAGCAAAACAUCUGUCGACCAUAAAAUCUUACAUAGUGUAAACAAGAAAGGUGAAUUUGUUCUAAAGUUCUGUUUCUGGGAAUAUGACAAGAACCAUAAAACAUUAAGCAGAGCAGUCUUAAAAUUUGUCAAUGACAGACUUGUUGACAGAGAUGACGCCGAUUGGAAAGAUGAAGUCCAACAAAAGUUCUUAGAAUGCAAAGAAGACGAGUGUGGUAGAAUUUACGAAAAAGUGACACUUAACCUUAAAUUUCCAAACACUAUUUUUUGA
Messenger RNA from Trichomonas vaginalis G3, 315 nucleotides. RefSeq lists its product as uncharacterized. The coding region runs from base 1 to 315 and encodes 104 amino acids. The transcript has a single exon. The record is from RefSeq and is a predicted model, not a curated record. Lineage: Eukaryota; Parabasalia; Trichomonadida; Trichomonadidae.